AUGCGUGAGGCCAUCUGCAUCCACAUCGGCCAGGGCGGCGUGCAGAUCGGAAAUGCCUGCUGGGAGCUUUUCUGCCUCGAGCAUGGCAUUCAGCCGGACGGGCAGAUGCCCAGUGACAAGACCAUUGGAGGCGGAGAUGACGCCUUCAAUACCUUCUUCUCAGAGACGGGUGCGGGCAAGCACGUCCCGCGCUGCGUCAUGGUGGAUCUCGAGCCGACCGUCGUGGAUGAGGUGCGCACCGGCACGUACCGUCAGCUUUUCCACCCGGAGCAGUUGAUCUCUGGCAAGGAGGACGCGGCAAACAAUUUCGCACGCGGACACUACACGAUCGGGAAGGAGAUUGUCGACCUGGUGCUCGACAGGAUCCGCAAGUUGGCCGACAACUGCACCGGCUUGCAGGGCUUCUGCGUGUACAAUGCCUGCGGCGGAGGCACCGGCUCCGGCUUGGGCUGCCUGAUGCUUGAGCGCCUGUCCGUGGACUACGGAAAGAAGAGCAAGAUUUCCUUCACGGUCUGGUGCUGCCCCCAGGUGGCAACAGCAGUGGUCGAACCAUACAACACGGUCCUGUGCGUCCACUCCUUGUUGGAGCACACAGAUGUGACCAUCAUGUACGACAACGAGGCCCUGUAUGACAUUUGCCGCAGGAACUUGGACAUUGAGCGCCCGACCUACACGAACCUGAACCGUCUCAUCGCCCAGAUCAUCAGCUCCCUCACGGCCAGCCUUCGCUUCGACGGAGCCUUGAACGUCGACAUCACCGAGUUCCAGACGAACCUGGUGCCCUACCCGCGCAUCCACUUCAUGUUGACGUCCUACGCCCCGGUCAUCUCCGCAGAGAAGGCCUACCACGAGCAGCUCUCCGUGGCCGAGAUCACGAUGUCCGUCUUUGAGCCGGCUUCCAUGAUGGUCAAGUGCGAUCCCCGACAUGGGAAGUACAUGGCCUGCUGCAUGAUGUACCGUGGCGACGUGGUGCCCAAGGACGUGAACGCCGCAGUGGCCACCAUCAAGACCAAGCGCACCAUCCAGUUCGUGGAUUGGUGCCCGACCGGCUUCAAGUGCGGCAUCAACUACCAGCCGCCAACCGUUGUCCCAGGUGGAGACCUGGCCAAGGUCAUGCGCGCGUGCUGCAUGAUCUCGAACUCCACCGCCAUCGCGGAAGUCUUCUCGCGCAUCGACCACAAGUUCGACUUGAUGUACUCGCCUCUCGGCCAACGAGAGAAGCGCGCCUUCGUCCACCACUACGUCGGCGAAGGUAUGGAGGAGGGCGAGUUCUCCGAGGCCCGCGAGGACCUGGCGGCCCUGGAGAAGGACUACGAGGAGGCCGGGCUCUUUGCGGCUGUGGGGCCAACCUUUUCUUCGCAAGAGGUCCCAGGUCACGUGGCCGAUUUGGUUGAACGUUUCUUUGAACUGUUGGGCGAGCAUGUGAUAUCCAUUUUUGCCGAGGGAGAAGGCGAGGAAGAAGGAUACGGAGACGAGCCCUGUGACUCCGUGAUGCUGGUGUGCACGGCAGGAUCGGUGUUUGAGCUCCAACAGUUCGCGACCUUCCAGUCUUUCGACUUCGGUGGCGUGCAGAUCGGAAAUGCCUGCUGGGAGCUUUUCUGCCUCGAGCACGGCAUUCAGCCGGACGGGCAGAUGCCCAGUGACAAGACCAUUGGAGGCGGAGAUGACGCCUUCAAUACCUUCUUCUCAGAGACGGGUGCGGGCAAGCACGUCCCGCGCUGCGUCAUGGUGGAUCUGGAGCCGACCGUCGUGGAUGAGGUUCGCACCGGCACGUACCGUCAGCUUUUCCACCCGGAGCAGUUGAUCUCCGGCAAGGAGGACGCGGCAAACAAUUUCGCACGCGGACACUACACGAUCGGGAAGGAGAUUGUCGACCUGGUGCUCGACAGGAUCCGCAAGUUGGCCGACAACUGCACCGGUUUGCAGGGCUUCUGCGUGUACAACGCCUCUGGGCCGCUCCAAGAUUCUUUCCAGUUUCUCUGGCGCCUGUCCGUGGACUACGGAAAGAAGAGCAAGAUUUCCUUCACGGUCUGGUGCUGCCCCCAGGUGGCAACAGCAGUGGUCGAACCAUACAACACGGCGCCUCGAGCCUUGGCAUUUGUUUUGGACACUUUGCCUGGACAGUUGGGGCGGCUCUCCUCGGCCGGGCUCUUGAGAGAACGGGCCAUGUCCUGCCCAGCUCACCUCCGCCGCAGGAACUUGGACAUUGAGCGCCCGACCUACACGAACCUGAACCGUCUCAUCGCCCAGAUCAUCAGCUCCCUCACGGCCAGCCUUCGCUUCGACGGAGCCUUGAACGUCGACAUCACCGAGUUCCAGACGAACCUGGUGCCCUACCCGCGCAUCCACUUCAUGCUGACGUCCUACGCCCCGGUCAUCUCCGCAGAGAAGGCCUACCAUGAGCAGCUCUCCGUGGCCGAGAUCACGAUGUCCGUCUUUGAGCCGGCUUCCAUGAUGGUCAAGCAUCUCGGCCGACUUGAGCUGGUAAGCAGGUGCGAUCCCCGACAUGGGAAGUACAUGGCCUGCUGCAUGAUGUACCGUGGCGACGUGGUGCCCAAGGACGUGAACGCCGCAGUGGCUACCAUCAAGACCAAGCGCACCAUCCAGUUCGUGGAUUGGUGCCCGACCGGCUUCAAGUGCGGCAUCAACUACCAGCCGCCGACCGUCGUCCCAGGCGGAGACCUGGCCAAGGUCAUGCGCGCGUGCUGCAUGAUCUCGAACUCCACCGCCAUCGCGGAAGUCUUCUCGCGCAUCGACCACAAGUUCGACUUGAUGUACUCGCCUCUCGGCCAACGUGAGUCUCUCAAAGUCUCAGGGUUGGGCCCCACGUCCAACCGCUUGAGGAAGCGCGCCUUCGUCCACCACUACGUCGGCGAAGGCAUGGAGGAGGGCGAGUUCUCCGAGGCCCGCGAGGACCUGGCGGCCCUGGAGAAGGACUACGAGGAGGACGCCCUCCAACAGCUUCCAGUCUUUCGACUUCCCUUCGCAGCCAUGCGUGAGGCCAUCUGCAUCCACAUCGGCCAGGGCGGCGUGCAGAUCGGAAAUGCCUGCUGGGAGCUCUUCUGCCUUGAGCAUGGCAUUCAGCCGGACGGGCAGAUGCCCAGUGACAAGACCAUCGGAGGCGGAGAUGACGCCCGGUUGAAAGAUGGUCGAGCUCGGGCGUCGGGAGUUGAGAGGACGACUAUGAGACGUACCAACCACCUGGCACGCAAGCACAAGGGCGAGGACAAGACGGCAUUCAACCGCAUCCGCGCCCAGCCAGCGGAGGCAGCGGUCGGACCCAUUCCUCUUCGUCAACAAGCAUGGACGUGUGCAAAGUGUCAGGGUGGACUUCCGUGCAUGGACAAGCAGGUUCUGCGAAAGUUUGCUUUGCAGCACUUGGCCAAAUGCUCCAAGCUCUCCAUGAUGCAAAAUCGGAAAAAGGUCGCCGCCUCUGGCUUGCUCCGUGAAAGGCACGCAGACGCUACGCACCACUUGGUCAAAGAAAGGGCUGCUGUUUUCAACAAAAGGCGCCAAAAGCUGGAAAAGAAAACCGGCCACAGGUUGUGCAUGGUGAACGCCAGAUACGGCAACUCUGCAACAGUCAUCACUUGUACUACUUGCACUUCGGUUUUCGAGGCAAUUGGCUCAGUCACGAGAGGCAAGUGCAGAGGCAGAAGCUUGCGAAAGUCGUUGCUCAGGCUCAAGCGGGCCCUCAUGACCAACAUCCAGGACAAGGACAGCGCCGGCCUCAAACGUCUGUGGACCGCUUGGGAGCUCAACAGUGACGAGCGCACCUUCGCGGCGAACCUCAUUGCCAAGCAGCAAGAGUGA
Symbiodinium natans is the source of this 3813-nucleotide messenger RNA. The record is from the annotation of a GenBank genome assembly. Lineage: Eukaryota; Dinophyceae; Suessiales; Symbiodiniaceae.